UGCGGAACACCCUAGCGGGCGGCCCACGUGAGCAACAAUGUAAACAACAACACUGUCAGGAGCGGCGAGUUAAGUGUUAGCUGGAGCCCCACUACUAUACACGUGUUAUUACUACUCCUGCCAGUAUGAAAAGCAGAAUACAAGACUUAGAGACUGAGGGAGAUGGCAAUGGAAAUGAGGUUCCCAGCUUAGAGGAUGAAAUGGCGAGCGGUGGGGAAGAUGAAGGUGUAGAUAAUGAUGAAGAGGAUGGAGAAGAAGACGAAGGGGAUGAAGAUGAAGACGGCAAUGAUGAUGACGAUGGUAUCAGUGAUCAAGAUGAAGAAACAGACCAAAGCAAUAAGAGGAAACUUGUUGACCAGGGUGGAAAAAAAGCAAAGUCUGCAAAAGUCGAGGGCAAAGAUGGCGGCCUGUACCGGCCCCCAACAAUGGAUGAACUGAAUGCUCUCCGGGAGACUCAGACAUUGUAUCAUUCUAACCUCUUUCGUUUGCAGAUGGACGAGGUGUUGGCUGAGGUCAGCAUGAAGGACAAGCAUCGCCAGCAGUUGGAUCAGUGGCUUGUUCAGUUAUCUGCUUUCCUCAAGUCCUUACCAGCCUCAUCAGAAUACCAGCUAAAUAAUACUAAGUGGAUGGAAGAGAAAGGAGUUUGUAACCCAAUAGUGAAGAGCAUGCCUGAGGCCCGAGGAACCUUCCUGUUUGCUCCGCCAACAAAUGUAGAGUUUGUUGGCUCUUUUGUUUCAAGCACAACAACAACAAGGAACACUACUGUUGAUGUUAUGAUCACCUUGCCAAAGGAGUGUGUCCAUGCUGCUGACUGGCGGAAUGGACGGUGGCUGGUGAAGCGAACCAAAUACCUGGCCUGGCUUGCAGUAGACCUACAGGAGAAAACAGAGCUUGUGGCUGGCCUAAACUGGACAACACACUUGGGACGCACAGUUAGACCUGUGCUUCAGGUUACCCCAAGUGGAGGAGUUGGGAAGAAGUGGAAAGUGAACCUCUUUCCUGUCCCUCCACUGCAGAGUUUCAAAGCUACAAGGUUUUCACCAGAGAGAAGUAAUCUUCAGCCAGAGUGGUUUUUUAACAAAGAUGAAUUUAAAGGUAAAGAGCACCCACCAACACCACAAUACAACUGGGCAUGUGCAGUGGAUGUGGUGAUGCCGGUACACCUAAGUUUAAUACAUAAUGUUGUGAGCCAACAUCUUAACCUGGCUCAGGGCAUCAAACUUAUCAAGAUUUGGUUGUCUCAGCGAGGACUAGAUAAGGGUGAGGGAUGUUUCUCUGGCCACAUGGUUACCCUCUUUGUGAUACAUCUUCUCCAGACUCGUAAGAUUAAUCCACAGAUGUCAGCAUACCAAGUGUUCCGUAAUGUUGUUUUCGCUCUUAGCUCUGUUGACUGGACUGUGAAGGGACCCAGUAUGUGCUCAUCCCCACCAGAUGAUGGUCCGUCAUUGGAAGUCAUUCAUUGCCUGUAUGAUGUUGUGUUUAUGGAUCCUUCUGGUGUGGUGAACAUGGCUUCUACCUUAAUUUCAGCUGACUAUUUAAGGGUUAAACAUGAAGCUGAACUGGCACUGUCCUUUCUAGAUUCCUCAGCUUCAGAUAGUUUUGAGUCAAUCUUCAUCAAGAAGGUGGAAAGGUUCCAAUUCAGUGAUCAACUUCUCUCAAUCAGGCUACAAGAAAAAGAUGCAAGACAAGCACUAGAACAAAGAACAGCAAAAUAUCAGGAACACACCAUGGACACUAUGGGUGAUGUGAGAAGACUGGUGUGGUCAUCCAUAAUCAAAACUCUUGGUGAAGGUCUUGGUGAUAGGACCCUGCUCCUGGUGCCAAUGAGGGAAUCUCCAUCAGUAUGGCCUAUAAGCCAGUCUCCUCUUAAACUUCAGUGGUCUUUGGUUGUGGGUCUUGUGCUCAAUCCAACCUCAUCCUGGGCAUUGUUAACAAAGGGCCCACCAGCAGAUGAUCCUGAAGUGGAAAAGUUCAAAACUUUCUGGGGAGAAAAGUGUUCUCUCCGUAGAUUCCAAGAUGGUAGCUUCCAUGAGGCUGUCCUUUGGGGUGAACCAAAACUGUCUAUGGGGGAGCGGCGUUUAAUUCCGGGGAAUAUUUGCAAAUACCUUUUGAAUCGUCAUUAUAAAGUGACAGAAAAAAAUUUGCAUUGUAUUGAUAAACAACUGGAGCGUAUUCUUCAUCAUCCUCAUUUUGGAAUGGAUUAUGAAUAUGCCACUGGGGAGGAAGCCACUGUGUCUUUUAUUCAAGCAUAUGAUUCUCUUUCUGGGAAGCUGCGCUCUCUUGACUUGCCUUUAAAAGUGGCAGCAGUGCAGUCGACCUCUGAAGUUAGCAGGCACACACGGGUGUAUCCCCCUCUACCAAAGGCGUUGCAAAUGAGUGGACGGAUAGUGGAAGCAUGUGAUGACCACCUUCAGUUUUCUGGACUUGCAGGCCUGAGUCGAUCCUUUAACUAUGCUAUGGAUAUAAUUGUCUUCUUGGAGAUAAGUGGAAAAUGGCCAGAUGACCUGGAAGCAAUCCAGGCUAUUAAGACUGAGUUUCAGGGCAAGAUGUGUGAUCUGCUUAAACAAGAUGGUGUCACAGCAGUACUCUUCCCCAAAUUUCUCCAAAUACUUUGGGAGGGCCACUUUUUUCGUGUGCGUGUGUGCUACCUGCGAGAGAUCUACCUGCAGCGACUAGUAGAGACGCCAGAGGGAGACUGGCGGGAACAAGAGACACGUGCUGCUACAUACCUGGAGAAGCAGAUUGAGAUCAUUCCCAGAUACACAACAGCACUAGCCAGUAUUCAGGCAGAUCACCCAAGCUUUAGCGGUGGAGUCCGCUUAUGUAAGCGGUGGGUGGGAUCUCAGCUGCUUCUGCCGCACCUUCCUCAUAUAGCAGUGGAACUGUUAGUGGCAUAUCUAUAUUUGAGUCCAGCGCCCUAUAUGCCUCCCCACACACCUCAUGUAGCUUUUCUGAGAUUUCUUCACCUUCUGGUGCACACUGACUGGAAGACCACACCAUUUCUUGUGAACCUUAAUGAAGCUUUUACAGUGGAAGAUAUUGCAGAGCUCAAUCGCCGCUUCAUUUCCCAGCGUUCAAGCCUUCCACACAUGUUUCUUGCCACUCCCUAUGAGUUACGUGCUGUGUCAAAUACUGAAUCAUCUGCUGACUUGGACCGUCGAUAUAAACUAGCUUCAACAUGGACAAAGAACUCGCCAUCAGUACAGAUCACAUAUCGCUGUAAACAGUUAGCUGAAGCUGCCCUUGGCCAUCUGAAUACCACACUCUUGUGUAAUAAUGUGAAUACCAAGAUGAUUUUUCGACCUUCACCAGAGGACUAUGACGUUAGUAUCAGACUGAAAGUCAAGCAGCUGAGCCGUUGUGAGGAGUCGUUUGACCAAACGUCAUGCACAGCGAUGCAUAUCACACCUUAUGAAUGUAGUCCAGAUGAGAUUAUGCCUAUUGUCAUGUUUGAUGCUGCACAUCUUUACUUAAAAGAACUAAGGGAGACAUUCAGUCACUUGGCACUGUUCUUUCAUGAUGAGCACGGAGGCCAGUUCAUUGGUGUCAUAUGGAAGCCCCAAGCUCUCGAACCACAGGAACUAAAGGUGGGUAGUUUGGAGGGACAUCAGCUAGUGGGUGUGAAGACUGUCAAGCAGGUGCCCAACAUAGAGGCCAUCCUUGAUGACUUCCGAACUAUGGGUGCUGGUCUUAUUUGCCGCAUUAUAGUUAAGAAUAAAUAAUUUUUUCUUGCA
Homarus americanus (American lobster) is the source of this 3734-nucleotide messenger RNA. RefSeq names its product nucleolar protein 6-like (gene Mat89Ba). Gene Ontology annotation, cellular component: small-subunit processome; CURI complex; UTP-C complex. Lineage: Eukaryota; Metazoa; Arthropoda; Malacostraca; Decapoda; Nephropidae. The record is from RefSeq and is a predicted model, not a curated record. The transcript is spliced from 22 exons. Bases 126 to 3722 code for a protein of 1198 amino acids. Gene Ontology annotation, biological process: rRNA processing; tRNA export from nucleus.